AUGGGUACCGGGUCCACCCUCGAUCUUAUCAGUGACUGUGAGAGAUACGAUGUGGAGGGCCGCUCCCCAAAACCCUGGGAGGAACAGAGGCUGCCCAAGGUUAAUGUCCCUCCAGAGCCCAGGGGAGAGAAGAUGGACAGGAUAAAAUCACUCCUCUUCAACGUCUCCAAGAUCCCCUUGCUCUUCCUCCUCCUCUUCAUGUUCAUCUGUUCCCUGGAUGUGCUGAGCUCUGCCUUCCAGCUGGCUGGGGGAAAGGUGGCUGGGGACAUCUUUAAGGACAAUGCCAUCCUGUCCAAUCCGGUGGCGGGCCUGGUGGUGGGAAUCCUGGUGACUGUGCUGGUACAGAGCUCCAGCACGUCCACCUCCAUUAUUGUCAGCCUGGUGUCCUCAGGGCUUCUAGAAGUGGGCUCUGCUGUUCCUAUCAUCAUGGGCUCCAAUAUUGGGACAUCUGUCACCAACACCAUUGUGGCCCUAAUGCAAGCCGGAGAGAGGAGUGAAUUCAAACGAGCCUUUGCCGGAGCCACCAUUCAUGACUGCUUCAACUGGCUGUCAGUGCUGGUCCUGCUGCCUCUGGAGGUGGCCACCGGACUGCUGAGCCACCUGGCCGCGACUGUGGUGAGGAGCUUCCAAAUCCAGAGUGGAGAGGACGCUCCUGAGCUGCUGAAGAUCAUCACAGAGCCCUUCACCAAACUCAUCAUCCAGCUGGACAAGUCAGUGAUUACAGGGAUCGCCAUGGGAGAUGAGAGUCUGCGAAACAGAAGUCUGGUGAAAGUGUGGUGCAGGAUCGGUGUGCGUAUGUCUGUUGUGAACCUGUCCGACAAUGCUUCUGGGGAAAAUGGGACAACCUGGACCUCACAGAAUGUAACAUCACAGGACAGCUUACAAAAAUGCAGGCACCUGUUUGUGGACACGUCCAUGUCGGACCUGGCUGUGGGGCUCAUUCUGCUUGCAGCCUCUCUGGUUGUCUUGUGCUCCUGUCUGGUGCUGAUAGUCAAGCUGCUCAACUCCCUCCUCAAGGGCCAGGUGGCCAAGGCCAUCCAGAAGAUCAUAAAUACAGACUUCCCCUACCCAUUCGGCUGGCUGACUGGCUACCUGGCCAUGCUGCUGGGGGCAGCAAUGACAUUUGUGGUCCAGAGUAGCUCUGUCUUCACCUCUGCCAUCACCCCUCUGAUAGGUUUGGGCAUGAUCAGUGUUGAGCGUGCCUACCCAUUGACCCUGGGGUCCAACAUCGGCACCACCACCACCGCCAUCCUCGCUGCCCUGGCCAGCCCAGGGGACAAGCUGGCAGCAGCCUUCCAGAUCGCCCUGUGUCACUUCUUCUUCAACAUCUUCGGGAUCCUCCUCUGGUACCCGCUGCCUGUGACGCGGCUGCCCGUCCGCAUGGCGAAGACGCUGGGUGAGCGCACGGCCAAGUACCGCUGGUUCGCCGUGCUCUACCUGAUCGUGUGCUUCCUGCUUCUGCCCUCGCUGGUGUUCGGCCUCUCCAUGGCGGGUUGGCAGGUGAUGGUAGGCGUGGGCGCGCCCUUCGCCGGCGUCAUGCUCUUCAUCGUCUUCGUCAACCUGCUUCAGGUGCGGAGCCCCCGCCUCCUGCCCCGGCCGCUGCAGACCUGGGACUUCCUGCCCGCCUGGAUGCACUCCCUCAAGCCCGUGGACCGGCUCAUCGCCAAGGCAACACUGUGCUGCAGUCCCGCCCACGGCGACGAGCCUGCCACGCCCCCCAGCCCCCCGCUGCCCUUCGCCCCCGACUCCGCCGCUGCCCAGAGGAAGGCGCAGCUUGCACAUGACAACCCCGCCCUCUCCUACAUGGACGAGACCCCCUCUCGCACCCCCGUCUUCAAACUGCGAGGGCUAGAAAGAUGCCACAGCACCCCCCUUUAG
Molecule: messenger RNA, 1878 nt
Organism: Megalops cyprinoides (Indo-Pacific tarpon)
Lineage: Eukaryota; Metazoa; Chordata; Actinopteri; Elopiformes; Megalopidae
Product: sodium-dependent phosphate transport protein 2A-like
Exons: 11
Coding region: 1-1878 (625 amino acids)
Biological process (GO): intracellular phosphate ion homeostasis; sodium-dependent phosphate transport
Cellular component (GO): apical plasma membrane; vesicle; brush border
Molecular function (GO): sodium:phosphate symporter activity
Source: RefSeq, a predicted model, not a curated record